CAUGUCCCCUUCCCCUUGACCUUGAUGAAAAUAUUAUUCCUUUGGAAUUUUUUUUUUAUCAUCACUUUCCUUUUCCCGUCUCUUUUCCUUUGGCCAAUCAUUUUAAAUGAGGCUUCGGUUGCUUUGAUGUGGAUUUCGUCGUCUGGAUCUAACUCCCGGAGAGUUUCUCUCUCGUCUCUGGCUAGGGUUUUACUGUUUCCAAUUCAACAUAGUCUUCUUCUAAAUUCAGCAAAAAUAUCACGUUUUACUUUCCACUUCCGUCGUCUUGUCGUUGUCUCGCAUCUUUGGAUCUCCCUUUUUAGCAAAAUUCCCCAUUUGCGUUCUGGGUUCUUCUCUCUUUCUUUAAUCUUUUUUGUUUUCUCCCUCCUCCUCUCACUCUCUCGUUCGCCUGUUCCUGAACUUGAUCCACCCUUGCUUGUUUAGCUCAAUCGCUUAGCGUAUACUGCAAACGGAGGUUUUCGUUAUCUGGGUAUCCGAAAGAGUAAUCUAGGGUUUUUGAGAGAGGGAGAGAGAGUAAUGGCGAGGGAGAAGAUUCAGAUCAAGAAGAUCGACAACGCGACGGCGAGGCAAGUGACGUUCUCGAAGAGAAGGAGAGGGCUUUUCAAGAAGGCGGAGGAACUCUCCGUUCUCUGUGACGCUGAUGUCGCUCUCAUCAUCUUCUCCUCCACCGGCAAGCUCUUCGAGUACUGUAGCUCCAGCAUGAAGGAGAUGUUAGAGAGGCAUAACUUACAGUCGAAGAACCUGGAGAAGCUCAAUCAGCCAUCUCUCGAGUUGCAGCUGGUGGAGAACAGCGACCACUCCAGGCUGAGCAAAGAACUCGCGGAGAAGAGCCACCGGUUAAGGCAAAUGAGAGGGGAGGAGCUUCAAGGUCUGAACAUAGAAGAUCUGCAGCAGCUGGAGAAGGCCCUUGAAGCCGGGUUGAACCGUGUGAUCGAAAAGAAGAGCGAAAAGAUUAUGAACGAGAUCGGUGACCUCCAAAGAAAGGGAAUGGAACUAAUGGAAGAGAACAAGCGACUCAGACAGCAAGGAAUGCGACUAAUGGAAGAGAACGAGCGACUCGGCCAACAAGUAUCUAACGAGUACGAGAGAUACGGUGGUGCGGAAUCGAAAAACGUGGUUUACGAAGAAGGGCAUUCGUCUGAAUCAGUAACCAAUGCCGGAAACUCGGCUGGACCUCCCGUUGACGACGAAAGCUCCGACACUUCCCUCAAGCUCGGGUUACCAUACGGUGGAUAAAAAGGGCAUGAAACUACAAAAGAGACAGUGAUGGAAACUGCAGAAGGGAGUGUAUAUCUGACUUUGUAAUAACAGGAGACGGAUAUGGAAGAUAUGUUUUGUGACGUGUUCGUGGUUGUGUACAUGUAAAAACCUCUCUCUCGGUUAGAGGGUGUUAUGGUUUUCCAUUUCCUUAAUUAAGACCCUCAUUUUUCUGUAUCUGUUAACUAUUCUAUUAUCAAUUCCAUGAACUUGAAAGGGGUGAAGCCAGA
Tarenaya hassleriana is the source of this 1487-nucleotide messenger RNA. RefSeq names its product MADS-box protein SVP-like. Gene Ontology annotation, biological process: positive regulation of transcription by RNA polymerase II. The coding region runs from base 517 to 1236 and encodes 239 amino acids. Gene Ontology annotation, cellular component: nucleus. Gene Ontology annotation, molecular function: DNA-binding transcription factor activity, RNA polymerase II-specific; RNA polymerase II cis-regulatory region sequence-specific DNA binding; protein dimerization activity. The record is from RefSeq and is a predicted model, not a curated record. The transcript is spliced from 9 exons. NCBI's taxonomy places the organism in Eukaryota, Viridiplantae, Streptophyta, Magnoliopsida, Brassicales, Cleomaceae.